Messenger RNA from Solanum tuberosum (potato), 1800 nucleotides. RefSeq names its product 1-aminocyclopropane-1-carboxylate oxidase homolog. The record is from RefSeq and is a predicted model, not a curated record. The transcript has 3 exons. The coding region runs from base 549 to 1670 and encodes 373 amino acids. NCBI's taxonomy places the organism in Eukaryota, Viridiplantae, Streptophyta, Magnoliopsida, Solanales, Solanaceae.
GAGUAAUCCAUACAUACAGUGUGAGGAAACAGAACGGGAGAGUAGUAUUAUAGAAAGGUGUGUGAAAUAAAAGAAGGUUAAUUCUUUUAAAUUUGUAGUAGUCUUUUGAGAUUACAAAGUAUUAAAUUUCUCACUAUAGUGGCAAUAUGUUGCUGUACUCGGGUAUUAUGUUUUCAGCGCUAAAAGGACUUGGUACCUUGUUACUCUCUUUUUCUUGUUAUUUGUCGUGGAUAUUAUUCCUACGGCUAAUUUUUUUUUAACACGAUUAUAUAAGAAUGAUGCAUGCUUUGUUUUGUUCUGCUUGUCUACCUUCUAUUUUUGGGAUAUGUGUGUGGUGAAGAGUGACAGUGGGUUCAGACAAUGACCAGUGAAAGGGACUAAAACAAGUUAAAGCUUAUCAUGAAGGUCUACUUGUUUAUGGCCUCUUCUUUUUUGUGGAUAGGAAGAUAGUGCUUUGCAUAGAGAGUAGUAUUUAUAAUAUCGUGCGCGGCCCAUUAAGUUCUAAGAACCUUAGGAACUCUAUUGUUUAUAACAUCCUAGCAAAGAAGAUGGUAGUCUCUAGCACUGAUGAUUUUCAGGCCACAGUUCAAAAAAGUUAUGACAAAAUGAGUGAGUUAAAAGCCUUUGAUGAUACUAAGGCAGGUGUCAAAGGGCUUGUUGAUGCUGGAAUCACUAAAGUACCUCAAAUAUUCAUUCUACCACCAAAAAACAGGCCGGAGUCCUUGGAUACAAGUGAAAAACAGUUCAUUUUCCCAGUGAUAGACCUUGAAGGUAUUGACGAGGACCCAAUCAAGCAUAAAGAGAUUGUGGACAAAGUUAGAGAUGCAUCGGAGACAUGGGGUUUCUUCCAAGUGGUAAAUCAUGGUAUUCCAACAUCUGUCCUGGAAGCAAUGCUGCAAGGAACACGUGAGUUUUUUGAGCAAGAUAUCGAGGUUAAGAAACAGUAUUACACUCGAGAUAUCACGAAAAAGGUGGUUCACACUAGCAAUUUUGAUUUGUAUAGCCCUUCUGUUCCAGCUGCAAAUUGGAGAGACUCCUUGUUCUUUUCAAUGGCUCCCAAUCCUCCCAGUCCAGAAGAAUUUCCAAGACCAUGUAGAGGAAUACUAAUGGACUACUCUAAGCAUGUGAUGGAACUGGGCUGUUCCUUGCUUGGAUUAUUGUCAGAAGGUCUCGGUCUUGAUCGUUGUCAUCUCGAAGAUAUGGAUUGCGCAGAGGGGCUCGGUGUUGUGGGCCAUUACUAUCCACCAUGCCCUCAGCCAGAACUCACCAUAGGCACCAAUAAACAUUCUGACAAUGAUUUUAUCACAGUGCUUCUACAAGAUGAUAUCGGAGGACUCCAAGUGCUUCACCAGAAUCAGUGGGUUGAUGUUCCUCCUACACCUGGUGCUAUUGUGGUAAACAUUGGAGAUCUUCUGCAGCUUAUAUCAAAUGAUAAGUACUUGAGUGUUGAGCACAGAGUAUUGUCAAAUAAAGUUGGACCAAGAAUAUCAGUUGCAUGCUUCUUCAGUACAGGUCCAUUACCAUCUUCCAAGUUGUAUGGACCAAUUGCUGAACUGUUGUCAGAAGAUAAUCCUCCGAAGUAUUGUGCAACCACAGUGAACGCCUUCAGUGAUUACUUCCGUAAAAAGGGUUUAGAUGGAACUUCUGCAUUGUUGCAUUUGAAGAUCUAACAUAGUAGUAUAGCAGUUGAAUGUAUGAUGAGUAUACCGAGAAUUUAACUUUUGGUGUAUGUUGCUGAAGCUUCAUAGAUGUUUGAAAGGCAUAAUUAAUAUAUAGAUGGACACUUUAACUUGGCCUCCA